Messenger RNA from Lathyrus sativus (Indian pea), 360 nucleotides. The record is from the annotation of a GenBank genome assembly. NCBI's taxonomy places the organism in Eukaryota, Viridiplantae, Streptophyta, Magnoliopsida, Fabales, Fabaceae.
AUGCCUACUCCAGGUUUAAACAUUCAAAGUAUGGAUGGCCCUUUAGAUCAUGCCUCACGUGAGAUUCCGAUGGACGAAAAUGAAGAGGAAAGUGAGGAUGAGGACGAGGAUGAGGUGGUCAUGGGUGAAGGAAAUGUUCCCUCUCAUUUGACAAUAAGAGAUGAUAAUGGAAAGGUUAUUUUACAACUUUGUGGUAGUGGGCUUGUUCCGGCCAAAGAAGCAGCAAAUGCCAUUAAUUAUGCGAUACACAAGCAGUUUUAUAAGGGUUUCUAUAAUUGGAUAUUUCAAAUGUAUUUUUUGACAUUAUUCAGUCACUUAGAAUGUUGCACAUGUUUGACAUUACUCCUCAUUUGUUCAUGA